UCCUCAUUCCUUUCAAGCUGUUGGACAUAAAUGAAAAGCCAAUAAGUCACUAGUGUCUCUAUACGAUGAAAAAGCCCGCCAUCGUCUAAACUCCUGUUACACAACAGAGGGACGUAAAUAGGACAAGAAACGUUUAAAACCAACUCCAAAGGUGGCGGCACUCCCUAGCAAAGAAAGCCCCAAGUGAAAAUAUUGUCAGUCGUUCUUUGGAUCUACCUGUGUUUUUAACUUAUAGCCACUGUCCCCAUGGGCUAUAACGGAUUAUGCAGAACUCUUGAUGAUAGCUUCAAACGUAACACUCUGGACAGGAUAUGGAAAUUUUACAUUCGAAAGGUUCAGCGAGAUCGAAAUGGGUCAACUAUACAACAACAAUAUCUCUAUGCCAUGACAAACAGCAGCACAAUUUCAGAAACCUGGUCUCUAUAUCUAUGGAGUAGAUAGAUCUAUGAAUAUAGAUAUAGAGACCAGGUUUCUGAAAGUCUGGACCAUGUGUGGAGAAAUAAGAGAGUUUUAUAAGUGGAACAACUCAAAAAGAAGCUGCACCUUUGGCAGAAUACGACGGAGGUCUGCGUCGGGGAAAUCAAUGGCAGUCAACAAAAGUAGGUCUGAGAGAAAGGAUCAUCGCAUCAGUAAAAGACGAUUUUUGGUUGCAGCAGCAAAAGUUUCGACAUUCGUGAAAGCCAUGGCAACAUCAGAUUCAUGGCCAAAACUCUUUACCUGGGUCGAUUACCUUCUUUUUGCUUUGACUCUGCUGGUGUCCUCGUUAGUUGGGAUUUAUCAUGCUUGGCGAGGCUCCAGCGGUUCGACUUCUGACUACCUAAUGGGUGGAAAGAAGAUGCCCAUUUUACCUGUAGCUUUGUCUCUUGCCGCCAGUUCCUUUUCAGCGACGACACUCCUCGGUGGCCCAACUGACGUCUAUAUGAAUGGCACAAUGUAUUUGUGGUUUAUUUUCUCCGUGGUUUUAUGCACGCCGAUUGCCAGUUAUAUUUACUUACCUGUUUUUCAUCGACUGCAAAUUGUAUCAGCAAAUCAGUAUUUAGAGAUACGAUUUAAUCGUUUCGUCCGACGCAUUGCAUCAAUUCUUUUCAUAGUGAAGCAGCUAUUAUAUCUGUCAAUUGUGGCUUAUGGACCUUCAUUGGCCCUUAGCCAAGUCACUGGAAUCAAUGCAUUCGUAUCUGUCAGCAUUCUGUUCGCCGUCUGCACCUUUUACACAGCAACCGGUGGAAUUAAAGCCGUUGUCUGGACAGAUACCAUACAAAUUGUACUGAUUUUCGGAUCAAUUAUCAUCUUAAUAAUCAAAGGAGUGACAGAUGUUGGUGGCCUAGGAAUUGUUUGGGAGCGUAAUUAUAAUUCUUCCCGCAUCGAAAUUUUUAACAUUGACACGGAUCCUACGACUCCGCAUACGGUGUGGUCUUUUUCGAUUGGAGGCGUAAUUUACUGGCUGAGUUGGUACGCAGUGGAUCAAACAGUUGUCCAACGUUCACUUGCCAUGCCAACAUUACGCACAGCGCAAAUAUCAAUGUGGAUUAACAUGGCCUUUGUGUGUGGAAUAAUCUUCCUCUGCGGUAUCGUCGGACUUGUAAUGUACGCCAAUUAUUUCGACUGUGAUCCUUUAACUUCUCAGAUUAUUAAUAAAGCAGAUCAAAUACUUCCAUUUUACGUCAUGGAUGUGCUUGGGGAUUAUCCGGGACUUCCAGGGCUCUUCGUUGCCGGCGUCUUAAGCGGUGCCCUCAGCACGAUAUCAAGCGUCCUGAAUGCGGUGGCACUUGUCGUUUACGAAGAUUUCGUACGGCCUUUCUUCCCAAACUUACCUGAUCAAAUGGCCACUCGGCUUGUUAAAGGAGUGUCCCUUCUAUUUAGCGGCCUCAGCUUCAGCAUGGUUUUCCUGGUAGCUCAAGUGAAGACCAUUUUAGACGCAACAGUGAGUUUCGAUGGUGCAGUAGCUGGAUCGAUAUUGGGCGUCUUUACUCUUGGCAUUUUUGUUCCGUGUGCCAAUUCCAUCGGGGCUGGAGUGGGCAUGUUAACCACCUUUGGAUUGAUGAUGUGGCUCUUGCUGAGCACGCAGAUUGCGAAAUCCAGUGGAAUCGUCCAAAACAGUCAAGUGAAACCCUUCAGCGUUGAAAAUUGUCCUGCCUUUAACGUGACGUCGACUACCUUACUCAUGAAUUCGACGAUUUCUGAAGAGCCGGGAGAAGCCUUUAUUCUACUAAGGAUUUCUUAUUUAUGGUACACGCUUAUUGGUGUGCUAAUCGUCAUUAUGAUUGGAACCUUAGUCAGCCUAUUGGUUAAAGCAUUCAAUUGCGUUGCAAGUCCCGUGCAAAUGUCUACCGAACAGCUCAACGAUGAAGUCGUUAAUAGAAAAAACACUUCCAACGAUCGCGUAAGUUUGUAUAGACCAAAACCAUCAGAUGCACGUGAAUGAAGUGUUCGCAUUGAACGAACUGCCUCAGUAGAGUGCUGAAUAUAUGCACAGUUCACAACAAAACCUGAAA
Daphnia magna is the source of this 2492-nucleotide messenger RNA. RefSeq names its product sodium-coupled monocarboxylate transporter 1. Bases 446 to 2422 code for a protein of 658 amino acids. Gene Ontology annotation, biological process: sodium ion transport; transmembrane transport. The record is from RefSeq and is a predicted model, not a curated record. The transcript has 17 exons. Gene Ontology annotation, cellular component: membrane. Gene Ontology annotation, molecular function: symporter activity. NCBI's taxonomy places the organism in Eukaryota, Metazoa, Arthropoda, Branchiopoda, Diplostraca, Daphniidae.